GGCGUAGUAUAAAUAAGUGCGGGUGACCUGUCAUCGUCACAUUCGACGGUCUAGCCUCUUCCUUGUAAGAACCCACCAACCCAAACACAUCAAAAAUGAAAUCCUUCGUCGCAUUCGCCCUCUUCGUGGCCGUCGCCGCCGCCAUCCCCGUCUCCCAGGACUCCAAGGACGCCGUCGUUCUUCGCUACGACAACGACAACAUCGGAGUUGAGGGAUACAACUACGCUGUUGAGACCAGCGACGGCAAGUCCGCCCAGGAACAGGGUCAGCUGAAGAACGUCGGCACUGAGAACGAGGCCAUCGAGGUCCGCGGUCAGUACUCCUACACCGGUCCCGAUGGCGUCGUCUACAGCGUCACCUACGUCGCCAACGAGCUCGGCUUCCAGCCCCAGGGAGCCCAUAUCCCCCAGGCUUGAAUCUAGUCCCACCACCCGACCUGCUAGUGAAUAAACGUUUUUGAUUUAGAA
This is a messenger RNA of Ostrinia furnacalis (Asian corn borer), 467 nucleotides long. Its product is annotated as flexible cuticle protein 12-like. The transcript has 3 exons. The record is from RefSeq and is a predicted model, not a curated record. The coding region runs from base 96 to 416 and encodes 106 amino acids. Gene Ontology annotation, molecular function: structural constituent of chitin-based larval cuticle. Lineage: Eukaryota; Metazoa; Arthropoda; Insecta; Lepidoptera; Crambidae. Gene Ontology annotation, cellular component: chitin-based extracellular matrix.